This is a messenger RNA of Bombus pyrosoma, 1018 nucleotides long. RefSeq lists its product as uncharacterized. NCBI's taxonomy places the organism in Eukaryota, Metazoa, Arthropoda, Insecta, Hymenoptera, Apidae. The transcript has 6 exons. The record is from RefSeq and is a predicted model, not a curated record. Bases 163 to 651 code for a protein of 162 amino acids.
CGGACGAUUCGGGCGACCUGUUGUCGAUUCUACUUGUAAAAUUUGGACGAGAAAGUUUCGCGGAAACAUAUUGAAAAUUUCGCGAAAAUUUCCAAUUUCUUCUCGAGUUUUUCUUCUUUCUACGUUUUCUUUCAUUUUAUUAGUUUUACCUUGACGCGAACAAUGAAUAGUAGCGCGAGCAGAAAUAUUUCCGGCAACUAUUGGAUCACAAUCGCUGUUGCACUUUUUGCUUCGCUUUGUCUCAGUGAAAUCGUAUCCGCACAACCUGGAUAUAACAGAGUUGCGCGCGAGAACACGGUCGACAUCUACGACACUCUGUUAAAUUUUGCGAAAAUAGGAGAGAAAGAUAUGGCGGAAGAAAUGAGCGCUGGAAUAUCAGGAAUGACUAAAGAACGACACAAACGAUUAUCGGAUCAAAGGCGAGCAGAACUAGAGACCCUGAUGGCACUCUCGAAAAUGACGGGGAAAUUGGUAAACGUGAUCAGGGGAGGACGUCAACUGCAACCAACCAAGACUGACAGGAAAAAACGUUCGGUCUUCGACAUAAACGUGAAGAAUCUACAAAGACUGUUCCGACUGUCGCAGAAAUUGGGAUACAAAGGAAACGCGGCAUAUCCGGUUGUUAGCUUCACAGGCUGCCGGGACUCUUGAAUGUUCUAUGUUUCGGUCUCAUUUUCAUCUCAAUGGCGAGAAGUUGAAGCCACAGAAUCAUGCAGAAUGUAUUGGCGUGAAUUUAUUUAUCCAUGAAAGUGCAUCGAACCAAAAAAGGAUGACCCUGGCACAAAAGAAAUUUCGUGUAUCGAUUCGUCUGCGAAACCAUUGACGAAUCACGAAUCAGGCGUUUCAUAAAAAAUUAUUAUCAUCUCCUAUGAAUUUCGCAGGAAUAAUACAAAUUCCAAUUACUGCACAACUAUUUAUUUAUUAUACCUAAUGGGAAACUGAUAUGAAUCCUCUUGUGAGAUAUUUCUUAAUGUAUUCUUUCUUAUACUCUGACAAUAAAUUUAUAUAAUAUAAUAUA